AUGCGUUCAAUCAUUAAAGUCAUCUUUGCUGCACUUCUGUUUGCGAACAGCAUCUCGAGAGCUGCUGGCUUUCCUGGUCGACUUCAAUUACGAGAUGAUCAACAUUAUGAUGAUUUAAUUGCUUCAGAACGGCAGAGUGAAGAGGGUGACUACGAUCAAACUUACAAUGAAUUGGAACAGCUUAUCAGUCAUUUAACAGAAGAUGAUAGGCAACUUGUCUACACUAUCAUUCAAUUGACUGCAUUGGUUGAAAGCCGUUCAUGCAUAAAAGAUGAAGAAGCACGAAAUAAUUUCGGUAACGAUUUAUUCAAUUCUUAUGCAAAACAGUAUGGCAUGUUCCGAGUUGAAUAUUAUAAAUUACUUGAUAAAAUCGAUAAAGCGGAUCAAGUAAUCUUGAAGAAGUUGGUUGAUAGAACAAAAGUAACGGCAUUGAAGAGGUGUAAACUAUUAUUCGAUGAUGAAUAAGGAAACUGUUUUAACCACACUUAUACUCUUAUCGCGGUAUUAUAUGUAGUUAGACAUAUUCAGACUUUUUAAUUGCAUAAUAAAAUUUAAAAAUCAGUGGUAGCCAUCGCAUAAGAUGAAGCAAUUGUAUGUAUUUUAUCGAG
This is a messenger RNA of Rotaria sp. Silwood1, 608 nucleotides long. NCBI's taxonomy places the organism in Eukaryota, Metazoa, Rotifera, Eurotatoria, Philodinida, Philodinidae. The record is from the annotation of a GenBank genome assembly.